Annulohypoxylon maeteangense is the source of this 3006-nucleotide messenger RNA. RefSeq lists its product as uncharacterized. The transcript is spliced from 7 exons. Gene Ontology annotation, cellular component: cytosol. Bases 322 to 2322 code for a protein of 666 amino acids. NCBI's taxonomy places the organism in Eukaryota, Fungi, Ascomycota, Sordariomycetes, Xylariales, Hypoxylaceae. The record is from RefSeq and is a predicted model, not a curated record. Gene Ontology annotation, molecular function: acetyl-CoA synthetase activity; AMP binding.
AAAAGUGCCUCGUCCUCGUCUCUCUCAUCAAAAUUGGCUCUUACUUACUCUUCGUCAAUGCUCUUUGUCCUUCCUCCGGUCACUCUACAACUCUCCAAGCUUCGUCCGAAGCUGUAGUCAUCCCACAACUAUAUAUAAAAGCUCAUAUCGAUUACCUUACCCCGAAUAUAUAGCGCCAAUCCUUCUAACGUCUACAUCUUCUUCUUAACUGCUACCCCGCAGUAUCAACGAACAACGCAACACCACCAGUACUACGACCACCACCACAGUUACCAACAUCAUCAACUACAACUACACCAUCGACUCUACUCCGCCAUCAUCAUGGGUGACCAAGUCAAGGCCCCAGUGGUCGCUGAGGCCCAUCUGGUCGAUACCUACCACCCCCCACAGAAGAUGCUUGACAAGCAUCCCAGUAAACCUCAUCUAAGCGGUAUCGAGGAGUACCAGCAACUGUACAAGGAGUCUAUCACCGAACCUGAUAAGUUCUUCGGCAGAACAGCAAGGGAAUUAUUAACAUGGCAACGGGAUUUCGAAACCGUCCGUACCGGAUCAUUAGCUAACGGCGAUUCGGCCUGGUUUGUCGAGGGCCAGCUUAAUGCUUCCUACAACUUAGUUGACCGACAUGCAUUCAAGGACCCCAACAAGGUCGCAAUCAUCUACGAGGCCGAUGAGCCGAAUGAGGGCCGAAAUCUAACCUAUGGCGAGCUCCUUCGCGAAGUCAGCAGGGUUGCGCAUGUCCUCAAGAAGAUGGGUGUCCGAAAAGGCGACACUGUCGCAAUCUACCUACCUAUGAUUCCAGAAGCCAUUGUUGCUUUCCUUGCAGUUAUACGUAUUGGCGCCAUACACUCCGUUGUCUUCGCUGGUUUCUCUGCCGAUUCUCUGCGUGAUCGUGUCAUCGAUGCCCAAUCAAAGGUGGUCAUCACCACGGAUGAGGGAAAGCGUGGUGGCAAGUUAAUCGGUACCAAGAAGAUUGUAGACGAUGCGCUUAAGCAAUGUCCUGAUGUCACAGGUGUGCUCGUCUUCAAGCGCACCGGUGCUGAUAUCCCCUGGACCUCUGGUCGUGACCUAUGGUGGCACGAGGAAGUCGAAAAGUGGCCGUCGUACAUUGCCCCCGAAGUUGUGAACGCCGAAGAUCCUCUGUUCUUACUAUACACGUCUGGUUCGACUGGAAAACCGAAGGGUGUUAUGCACACCACUGCCGGAUAUCUUCUCGGCGCCGCACUGACUGGCAAGUACGUGUUCGAUAUCCAUGACGGAGACCGAUAUUUCUGUGGUGGAGAUGUUGGUUGGAUUACUGGACACACAUACGUCGUCUAUGCUCCUCUGCUCCUCGGUGUAUCCACCGUUGUCUUCGAGGGAACCCCAGCUUACCCGAACUUUUCGCGAUACUGGGACAUAAUUGCGAAGCACGAAGUUACUCAGUUCUAUGUCGCACCAACGGCGCUGAGGUUAUUAAAGCGUGCCGGCGAUGAUUUCGUCAAGGCGCAUAUGCCGAAACUAAGAGUCCUAGGUUCAGUCGGUGAGCCAAUUGCCGCGGAAGUGUGGAAAUGGUAUUUCGAAGUCGUAGGCAAGGAAGAGGCACAGAUUGUCGACACCUACUGGCAAACUGAGACCGGCUCGAACGUGAUCACACCCUUAGCAGGAGUGACGCCAACCAAGCCCGGAAGUGCAUCUCUACCAUUCUUCGGCAUAGAACCUGCCAUCAUAGACCCUGUUUCCGGUGAAGAGAUACACGGCAACGAUGUUGAGGGUGUCCUAGCUUUCAAGCAACCGUGGCCCAGCAUGGCCCGCACUGUCUGGGGUGCACACAAGAGAUAUAUGGACACGUAUUUGAACGUCUAUAAGGGCUACUAUUUCACCGGUGAUGGAGCUGGCCGUGAUCACGAGGGCUUUUACUGGAUCCGAGGACGAGUAGACGACGUGGUCAACGUCAGCGGACACCGUCUAUCAACCGCAGAAAUCGAGGCUGCUCUAAUUGAGCAUCACUCCGUAGCCGAAGCUGCUGUAGUUGGCGUCGCUGAUGAGCUAACCGGACAAGCGGUCAACGCAUUUGUCGCUAUCAAGAAUGGUAGCGAGGCCUCGGAUGCGUUAAGAAAAGAAUUCAUCCUGCAAGUUCGAAAGAGCAUUGGACCCUUUGCCGCACCUAAGGCGGUAUACAUCGUACCCGACUUGCCUAAGACUCGUAGUGGCAAGAUCAUGCGCCGUAUCUUGAGAAAGAUCUUGGCCGGAGAGGAAGACCAGCUUGGCGACACGACAACACUAUCCGAUCCAUCCGUGGUCGACAAGAUCAUUGCUGUUGUCAAGGAAACCCGAAAGAAGUAAAGGGUGAGGCGGUGCUGAUUUUUAACUUCUGAUACCAUCCUGUCUUAGAUAUGUGGCGUGCAUGGAACGUGGGGGAAUUCAACUUGUUCUUUUUUGUUGGUCUAUGUAGGUAUAAUUGUGAGCCCAAAGAUUUCACGCACGCGUUUCGAGUAAUGCAAACGAGCUUUAGAUAUUAUAGUUGAACAGCAGCCCGCCAACGAAUAAUUGAAAAAAAUGAAGACUAGCCUCCAUAAAAAUGGUGCUUCGAUCCGAGUUAACUAACCACAACUUCGCAAAAAGAGCGAUGAGGCAAGUUUUACUUGGCGGAACACUGCCCUCUAUUGCUUAGUAACAUGAAGUGCCAAGCUGAUCGGUCUUUAUCGUAUGUGCCUCAUCCUAACAGAUCUAGGUCUAUCCUCUUAUAUGGAAGUGGCGUAGUACAAGACCGUCUCAAGUCCACUAUGUAAAUGUGUAGAAUGCUAUCCGGACAGCCGAUAUGCGAGUAAGUAGAAAGACCAAGACUCGGAGACGCGUCACUUGUGCCACUUGGAGUUAGCACUGGCGACCCGAUCCCCUUGGCAAAGUCUUGAGUAUAGGACUGGCGUCAGCGUGAUGUCGUCAAGAACAUGCAUCUAUAGUUAUCUAUGCUUUCGGAGAUACGCGAACACGAGUCUGCUCAGAGACUUGAUGAGGGGAAAAGGGAAC